GCGCGGGGGGCGGGCAGCGAUGGCGGCCGCCCUGCGGCUCUCGUCCUCGCCGGGCUCCCCCGCCGUGAGCGAGCUGUGCCAGAACAGGCGGGAGAUCUUCCUGGAGGCCUCGCGGCUGCUCCUCACUUACGCUGACAACAUCCUCCGGAAUCCCUAUGAGGAAAAAUACAGAUUAAUUCGGAUUGGAAAUCCAGCAUUUUCUACAAGGUUGUUGCCUGUCAGAGGAGCUGUUGAAUGUUUAUUUGAGAUGGGGUUUCAAGAGGGAGAAACUCACCUGGUUUUCCCUAAGGAAGCUUCAAUUGAGCAGCUACGUAAAAUCAGAGACUUAAUUGCUGGAGAGAGGAGUAGCAGACUGAAUGAGUCAAACCAAAUGCACAGAUCAGGAUCCUCUGAAGCUGUCAGCAGCACUCAGACAGCUGCACAGCGCCCUUCAGGACCUGUUGCCCCUGCCCAUCAGCGACCAGAAACAUCACUUGUGCAAUCUCUUGAAAUGGCUGCAAAAAUCUUGAAAACACUUCAGACAAAAUUUGAGGGUCUUGUGUUGAUGUAUGAGAAUCCUUCUAUUCAGCAAAAAGCACUGGCUGCAAUUCCCCUCCAGGAAUUGAAAAGCAAAGCUCAGAAAAAGCUAGCACAAGCUACAAGACUGGAUAAAGGUGCACAUGUGAGUGAAGAGGACUUCUUAUUGUUGGAGCUUUUGGACUGGUUUAAGACUUCCUUUUUUCAUUGGGUAAAUAGUCUUCCUUGCAGCAGGUGUGGUGGGCAGACAGAGCCUAAAAGUGGCUACCUGCUGCCUACUGAUGAUGAUCUAAGGUGGGAUGCCAGACGAGUGGAAAACCAUUACUGCAACCAAUGUCAGCUCUGUAACAGAUUCCCAAGGUAUAACAACCCUGAAAAACUUCUGGAAACCAGACGUGGACGCUGUGGCGAGUGGGCCAACUGUUUUACACUGUGCUGCAGAGCUGUGGGAUUUGAGGCAAGAUACGUCUGGGACCAUACAGAUCAUGUGUGGACUGAAGUAUAUUCUUCAUCUCAGAAAAGAUGGCUUCACUGUGAUCCUUGUGAAAAUGUGUGUGAUAAGCCUCUUCUCUAUGAAGCUGGCUGGGGAAAGAAGCUCUCCUACAUAAUUGCAUUCUCCAAAGAUGAGGUGGUUGAUGUCACCUGGAGAUACAGCAGUAAACAUGAAGAAGUACUCUCUAGAAGGACGGUGCUCAGCGAAGCUACGCUGCGAGAGACAAUUAAUGCACUAAAUAAAACGAGACAAAAGUCUUUGUCAGAAAAUAGAAAAAGAGAGCUCCUGGAAAGAACUAUUGUGGAGCUUGUUGAGUUUAUUUCUCCUAGAACACCUAAACCUGGAGAAUUUGGUGGAAGGACAUCAGGCUCAAUGGCUUGGCGAGUAGCCAGAGGUGAAAUUGGUUCAGAGAAAAGAAAAGAAGUAGUUUUUAUUCCCUCUGAAAAGGAGAAGACAUCUAAACUGUUCCAUCUCGUCUACAAUGUAAUAGAAGAUAGUUAUACACGGAUUUCCAAUAACAAUGAAAAAAUAAGUGGCUGGGAAGCAGGUGUUUGGAAGGCAGAAUCUAUUUGGAGAAAGGUUGAAACAGAUUGGAAAAUGGUUUAUUUAGCCCGAAAAGAAGGAUCAUCCUCUGCUUCCAUCAGCUGGAAGUUUGAGUGCAAGUCAGUCGGUCUAAAAAUAGAUAACAUUUCAGUUAGGACAAGCAGUCAGACAUUUCAUAGUGGAAGAAUACAGUGGAGACUUCGCUCUCCUACAGCAGAAAUUGCUCUGAUAGGAGAUAAAAAUCUUUGCUCCUAUUCAGAUUUUUCUGGAGCAACAGAAGUUAUGUUGGAAGCAGUUCUGAAUGGAGGGGAUGGUGAAGCUGCGUGGCAACACACACAGCUGUUUAGAGAGAGCUUAACAGGAUGUGGGGAAAAUUGCUUGGAAAUAAUUAUAAAACUCAGUGACCUCUGAGAAUCUGAACUGCAGAAGUGUACUUUGGAUUCCUUGAAGAAAUUAUACCAUGGAUACAACAUGAAGAUUGGUUGGCAAUUCCUCUUCAUUCUGCUGGCAGAUUAUUUCCUGUUUCACUGCUUCCAUUAAACCAACUUGAAACUGCACGUGUAUUGAAUAGGUAAACAUCACAAUGAAAACCUCUCUGCUAUAAAAACAAAGACAAAAAUUAAGGGAUUGAACCAUAAAGUACCCUUUUCUUAAACUUUACAAUGACAAGGAAACAAUUUUUAGAAAGCAAAACAUGAUCAUAGA
This is a messenger RNA of Melozone crissalis (California towhee), 2257 nucleotides long. RefSeq names its product N-glycanase 1 (gene NGLY1). The transcript has 12 exons. Gene Ontology annotation, molecular function: peptide-N4-(N-acetyl-beta-glucosaminyl)asparagine amidase activity. The record is from RefSeq and is a predicted model, not a curated record. Gene Ontology annotation, biological process: protein deglycosylation; glycoprotein catabolic process; protein quality control for misfolded or incompletely synthesized proteins. NCBI's taxonomy places the organism in Eukaryota, Metazoa, Chordata, Aves, Passeriformes, Passerellidae. Bases 20 to 1963 code for a protein of 647 amino acids. Gene Ontology annotation, cellular component: nucleus; cytoplasm; cytosol.